Camellia sinensis is the source of this 1129-nucleotide messenger RNA. NCBI's taxonomy places the organism in Eukaryota, Viridiplantae, Streptophyta, Magnoliopsida, Ericales, Theaceae. The record is from RefSeq and is a predicted model, not a curated record.
AUAUUAUUAUUCGAAGAGGAAGAGGAAGAGGAAGAGGAAACUGUUGUUGUCUUCUUAGAUCCCCAAAAAAACUGAAACUUAGAGAUCAUCAUCAUCUCUUCACCAUGAAUAUGGGAAUGGGAAAGCGAACAGAGUUGUGUGGUGGUCUAAUAGUAAGAAGGGAGUUGGUAAUUCUGUUAUUAGUGGUUGCAGCAGCAGUAGUAGUAGGGAGUAGUGGUAACGUAGUGGAGGAUGAGUACGUGAGGGAGGAGGGGAAGGGGAAGGUGAUAAAGGACAAGGCAGAAGAGAAGGCUGCAGAGAUAGGGAGGGAAGCUAAAGAGGCUUCGGAGUCAUGGGCUGAGUGGACCAAGGAGAAAAUCACCAAAGGCCUUGGUUUUAAAGCUGGAGAGGAAGCCAAGGAUGCUACUGAUUCUGAUACUGAUACUGAUACUGAUACUGCUAUGCACACCAAAGACGAGAUUUCUGGGAACGGGGCAGGGGCAGGACAAUACAGCGCAGACGAAUCCGGAGAAGUGAAGAAUGAGGAGGCAGCUGAGAAGGAGAAGUCAUCUAACAAGAUAGGAGAAGAGGCAAAGGACAAGGCCUAUCAGGCUGCCCAGGAGGCUAAGGAGCAAGUAUCCCAGAAAGCACAUGAAACAUACCACAAGGCAGAGGAAGCGAAAGAGAGAGCACCCCGAAAGGCAAAGGAGGGAUUUGAAACUGCAAAAACGAAAGCGGAAGAAACCCUGGAGUCUGCCAAGGAGACCAUAGCUUCCAACUACGAAACUGCCAAGAAGAAAUCUAAAGACCUCAAGGAUAGCCUUAACCUUGAUGGUGGCAAAGGAGGAAGAGAAGGAGUAGGACCACCACCUCGAGAUGAGGAGUUCUAACUCCCUGAGUUCGAAUCUGAGUCCGAGCAGAGGGAUGCCUCCGGCGUCUCCGCCAGUAGUAAUCAAGUGUGGUUUCAUUCCUGUAAUUAAUUCUGGCACUGUGGGCGGGCGGGCCGAGUCUAUGUUUUUCUGUUUCAUGCAAUGUCGGUGGCAUUAUAUACUUCACUGUGUGUGUGUGGUGUUUGUGUUUGUGUUUAUGUUUUAUGUAGCGUUUGGUUUCCGUUUGUUUAUUAAUUUAUAGGGGAAGUAUAUUGUAUGUU